AUGCAGGUCAUCCUUGUGGCUGACGUGCCGGGGCUGGGCAGCGAGGGCACCCUGAAGAACGUGCCCGUCGGCUACUGGCGCAACUACCUCAAGCCGCAGGGGCUGGCGGCAUUUGCGGACUCCAACAUUCUGGACCAGAUCCGGAAGCAACGGGAGGAGGAGGAGCGGGUGCGGAUGGAGGAGAAGGCCAAGGCGCAGGCCAUGGCCACCGCGCUGGCCACCAUUGGCAAGUUUGUGAUCAAGAAGAAGGUGGGGGAGAAGGAGGCCAUCUUUGGCAGCGUGACCACGAGCGAGCUGGUGGAGGCGAUCCGCAUGCAGACGGGGCGCGAGCUGGACAAGAAGGCGGUGACGCUGCCCGAGAUCAAGACGCUGGGCACCUUUGACGCCUCCGUCAAGCUGCACCCAGAGGUGACGGGCUUCUUUAAAGUGGUGGUGCAGAAGGACACCAGCGCAUGA
This is a messenger RNA of Chlorella variabilis, 456 nucleotides long. RefSeq lists its product as hypothetical. The transcript is spliced from 3 exons. The coding region runs from base 1 to 456 and encodes 151 amino acids. Gene Ontology annotation, biological process: translation. Gene Ontology annotation, molecular function: structural constituent of ribosome. Gene Ontology annotation, cellular component: ribosome; mitochondrion. NCBI's taxonomy places the organism in Eukaryota, Viridiplantae, Chlorophyta, Trebouxiophyceae, Chlorellales, Chlorellaceae. The record is from RefSeq and is a predicted model, not a curated record.